This is a messenger RNA of Diplodia corticola, 2292 nucleotides long. RefSeq names its product ring and ubp finger domain-containing protein. The transcript has a single exon. Gene Ontology annotation, biological process: protein ubiquitination; Ras protein signal transduction. Gene Ontology annotation, molecular function: zinc ion binding; ubiquitin protein ligase activity. Bases 1 to 2292 code for a protein of 763 amino acids. Gene Ontology annotation, cellular component: cytoplasm. The record is from RefSeq and is a predicted model, not a curated record. Lineage: Eukaryota; Fungi; Ascomycota; Dothideomycetes; Botryosphaeriales; Botryosphaeriaceae.
AUGCCGCCCUCCUACUUUUACCACCUGGCCUUUGAACUGUACCCGCACCCGCCAAAGUCCCACGCCGCUGUCGCAGACGUCGAGCCGCUAUUUGUCCCGCCGCCGGGCACCGAUAUAUUCCAAUCCCACCUCCCCGUGCACCGCAUCUCCUCCUGGGCCUCCCCGCCGCGCUGGCGCAAGAACGUCCGCCGCAGCAAGACCGCCUACAGCGUCGACCUCACCACCAACCGCCCCGCCGUCGCCCAGCGCCCGUCGUACAGCGAGCGCAGGAACAGCCACCUCGACAGCACCAGCAGCAACGCCCCGCCCGCCAGCGAGGCCCUCCAGCUGCUGGCUGCGAAGAAGCCCGCGGCCAGUGCCGCCGCCGCAACCGCCACCAAGGACUGGCGCUUCGACCGCGUGUCGGUCCAGAGCAUCGACAUGGAGGAAGCCCGGGCCGCCGACAAGGACGGCGCUCGCGGCAAGUCCGUGGGCAAUAACACUGCGCGCGCCGCCGGCUCGGGCCUGGCCACCAAGGGCAGAUUCAUCCCGGCCGACCCGAAGAACACCGAGGUGGGCUGGGGCGUCGUCCAUCUGUACCGCGAUGCCCAGGAGACGCCCGGCCUCUACGACGACACAGCCUCGAGCGCCGGCUCCGACGCCGGCGGGGUGGGUGGUGAUGGCGAGAAGCAAACUUUCAACGAGGAGGACUGCACCACGCUGUGCAUCUUGGCGGUACCGUCGUACAUGACGCCGUCCGACUUUCUGGGCUAUGUCGGGGAGCAGACGAGGGAGGACGUCAGCCACUUCAGGCUGAUCAGAACGGGCCGCGCCAACAAGUACAUGGUUCUGAUGAAGUUCAGGGCGGCUCAGAAGGCCAGGCAGUGGCGGAAGGAAUGGAACGGGAAGUUGUUCAAUAGCAUGGAGGUACGUUCGACUGCGCCCAGUCUGGACCUGGUACCGUUUCGGUUAACAAUCAGUCUGCAGCCUGAAAACUGUCACGUCGUCUUUGUCAAAUCAAUCGAGUUCCAGACCUCUGGCGGGGACAGCGAUCCCUCCAGCUUCCCCAACAUGAACAAUGAUCCCUUCACCCCUUCCGCCAGACCGACUCCAUCCGCACCGCUGCCCGCAGGUGCUUCAUCUGCUGCUGAUUCUGGCUCGUUAGCAUCAUUGAGCACAAAGCCCCUCCCGCCACCUACCUCAUCACUGGUGGAGCUGCCCACGUGCCCUGUGUGCUUGGAACGCAUGGACGAGACUACUGGACUCCUGACGAUCCUUUGUCAGCACGUCUUCCACUGCGCGUGUCUGGAAAAAUGGCGCGGAAGCGGAUGCCCUGUGUGCCGGUACACGCAAAACGACUCGCUGAUCGCGCGCGGCUACGCCUCGGACGGCGAGGGCCCGGAGAACGAGUGCUCCGUGUGCGGCACGUCGUCGAACCUCUGGAUAUGCCUGAUCUGCGGCAACAUCGGGUGCGGGCGGUACGACUCGGCGCACGCCUUCCAGCACUACGAGGCGACGAGCCACAGCUACGCCAUGGACAUUGCGACGCAGCACGUGUGGGACUACGCGGGCGACGGCUACGUGCACCGCCUCAUCCAGAACAAGGCCGACGGCAAGCUGGUCGACCUGCCGGCCGCGCACCACGCCAACAGCCACAACCACCACCACCACCACCCCAACAACAGCAUGACGGGCAUGGGCGCCGACACGGUGCCGCGCGAGAAGCUGGACAACAUGGGCAUGGAGUACGCGUUCCUGCUGACCAGCCAGCUCGACAGCCAGCGCCUGUACUUUGAGGAGCAGGUGGAGCGCGCCGUCGACAAGGCGGCCAAGGCGUCGGCCGCGGCCGAGGAAGCCGCGGCGUCGGCCUCGGCCGUCUCGCACCAGCUCCGCGAGCUGCAGGCGCAGAACAGGGACGCGAGGGCGUCGGUGGCGUCGCUGGAGCGCGACGUCCAGCGCCUGACGACGCGGGCCGCGAGGUCCGACGAGCUCGCCCGGUCGAUGACGAAGCAGUUCCAGGAGGAGAAGAGCGUGAGCGGCGCGCUGAUGCAGCGCAUCAAGCAUCUCGACGCCAGGGUGGAGGAGGUGGAGGGGCGGAACAGGGCGCUCGAGGCGGAGAAGAGGGAGUUGGAGGAGCAGAAUCGCGAUUUGAGCUUCUUCAUCUCCGGGCAGGAGAAGCUGAGGGAGAUGGAAAGCGCCCAGGGGGGGUUGUUGGAUGAAGACGAGGUCAGGGAGGGUAGGGUUGAGGUGGGGGCCGCCCCGUCGGAGGAAAAGGAGAAGGGAAAGCGGAAGAAGGGGAAAGGGAGGAAGUGA